This is a messenger RNA of Telopea speciosissima, 499 nucleotides long. RefSeq names its product late embryogenesis abundant protein-like. Bases 20 to 499 code for a protein of 159 amino acids. The transcript has 3 exons. Lineage: Eukaryota; Viridiplantae; Streptophyta; Magnoliopsida; Proteales; Proteaceae. Gene Ontology annotation, biological process: response to water. The record is from RefSeq and is a predicted model, not a curated record.
UUGUUAGAUACACCUGAAAAUGCCGUAUUUGAGAGACGAGUUUGGGAAUCCGGUUCGUCUCACGGACGAACACGGAAACCCAGUCCAGCUCAAGGACGAGUACGGUAACCCUAUCUACCAGACAGGAGACACCACUGGUGCUUAUGGGUAUGCUACAACGGGGCAGCACGAGUCGGUCCCAACCACCGGAAUGGGGACUGGCGCUCAAGGGUACGGCAGUGCGCCAAUGGCUGGCACCACCGGGGUCGGUACUGGGCACCAGCAAGUGCAUCGCUCUGGAAGCUCCAGCUCUAGCUCCUCUGAGGACGAUGGACAAGGUGGGAGGAGGAAGAAGAAGAGUAUAAAGGAGAAAAUAAAAGAGAAGUUGCCUGGUAAGGGGCACAAGGGGGAGCAGCACACCACCACCACCACCACCGGUACCACUACUACUACCACACGUCAUGAGAAGGGGUUGAUGAAGAAGAUAAAGGAGAAACUCCCUGGCCACCACAACAACUAA